This is a messenger RNA of Cokeromyces recurvatus, 407 nucleotides long. RefSeq lists its product as uncharacterized. The record is from RefSeq and is a predicted model, not a curated record. The transcript is spliced from 2 exons. Lineage: Eukaryota; Fungi; Mucoromycota; Mucoromycetes; Mucorales; Mucoraceae. The coding region runs from base 63 to 233 and encodes 56 amino acids.
AAAAAAAAUUUUUUUGUAAAAGAUGUUCAAAAGUAGGAUGAUUUAUCCAAUAGAAAUUUAGAAUGCAUAACAAGCACUCACAUUAUUUGGUAGUAUAUUACUACUACAAACUUCAAAUAAAAAGAAAUAAAGUUUAUUGGAUAAACUACAUCAAAAUUUUAAAGAUUCAGAAAUUGUUUGAUAGAAACAACUUUCUGUUGUUAUCGGAGUUUAGACUACCGUAUUAUUUUUAGACUUAUCCAGUAAUUACGAUAAUACCAUUGUCUAUCUUAUUCUAUUCAUGAAUAAAAGGUUAAAGAGGUGAUACAUGCCUGUCCUCAAGAAUAUAAACCUACUUCCAAAAAUAUCUUCUAUGAGGCAUACCAUUUAUUGUCAUAUUUUUUUAAAAAUAAAAUAAAAUAAAAUAA